Molecule: messenger RNA, 2105 nt
Organism: Canariomyces notabilis
Lineage: Eukaryota; Fungi; Ascomycota; Sordariomycetes; Sordariales; Chaetomiaceae
Exons: 2
Coding region: 206-1951 (581 amino acids)
Source: RefSeq, a predicted model, not a curated record
ACACAGUUGGAAAAGCCACCAUGCCCGUGGAAUCUGAAAGUUCAAGACCUGAACCACAUCAUGCCUACAUGUAUGCUUCGUACUGUCGUUGACUUAGCCGGCACUUUCAUUCUUAUUCCCAGUCCCUGACUGAGCUCCCUCAGGAGUCAAAACGAAUGCCACUGGGCUGGGAGAAGUUAAACCACCGACCUGAAACAAAGAGAAGAUGGCAGCCGUUGUUCGAUAUGUAGCUACCAUUCUUCUGGCAUCCAGCUGCAUCGCGCUCAGCGCAGCUCCAAGUUCAAACAACAGAACAUUUGGCCCUAGCGAAGAAGCCGCCCGGCAGAACGCCUUCGCCAUCUUCAACGCCGUGCACUCGGCCUUCCGCCAGUGGGGCUCUUCGCUCAACCACAACGGUCUCUCGGCCUUUCUGGUCACGGUGCCCGAGGGCGUCGUCCUCCAUCACGGCACUUCAAGCCCAAACCCCCCGCCAGGGCCGGAAUGGCUCGCCUUUGAGAUUGAGCACGCCGAGCUCUUCGCUCGCCCGCGGAGGGAGAAGUGCCCUACGAAAUAUGGAUGCCCGCCGUACUCCAAGCCCACUAAUCACCACCCCUCACUGCAUCACUCUGAGCAGCAGCAACAACUUGAAACCACCACCAAACAAUUUACGGGCGAAACCUUAGUGCACCAACACGAACCACCUGCCGAUGAGCACGACGACUCCGACUCCGACUAUGGGGAACACGGCUACCUGCACCUGUACCGCACCACCGCCCCGCUGCGCCUGCUCUACCUAGACGGGAUGAGCGCGGGCAACACGGCCAUGGGCACGCUCGAUCUGCAGGACCUUGUGCUGCGCGGCGAGCGCGACGCAGACAUCAUGGACGAGCAGGCCCGCGCGGCCGCGCUGUGCGCCCUUCUGGCCGCGGACUGGGGUUUGCACGGCGUGCUGCGCAUGGAGGCUGGGUUUGAAAUCAUCAAAUGUGCGCCGUUCCUGGACGGGAUGGAGUUACUGGAGGCUAAUCGGCGUCCUGAGCGCAGGCCUGGAUUGAGUUUCGGUGGUGGUGGUGGUGGUGGUGGUGGUGGUGCGAGAGAGGGCCCAGGUGGCGGGACGGAGGGUUACACCCGCGUACACACGCUCGAGCUGGUGCGGGCGCUGGCGCAGCGGUACCACGGGAUUGGCGGCGGGAGGGUGGUGGUGGACUACUCCAGCAUGGUGUCUGGGCUGUUUUACGACGUGAAUCUCACCAACCCUGACGCCAGCCGCGCGGCGUUGCCGAGGCUGGUUGGGCUCUCGGACGGGGAGUUGCGCGGGAUUAAGGAGAGGGUUGAGGAGGUGGUACGAGCAAGGCGCGAAGGUGGGAAGAGGGUUGUUGACUGGCAAGGAGUUACGGAUUUGAUUGUCGCGAGGUAUGCGGACCGGCUCAUGUACAUGGCCUGGCAUAUCGAUGCCCUCGAGGACAUGCAGGGCGAGGUCAAUGCUCUGCUGAAUACUUACAUCGACUAUGGGGCCGAGGACAAGGGAUUCAAGGCCGCCACUGCGCGCUGUUCGAAGCAUUAUACCAGAACAGUGCGACCUGAGACGCUAGAGGACGGCGUAAUCCUCACGGCCCUCGAGACCGUAACGUUCAGGAUCUGCCGAGUCUUGUUCGAUGUGCGAGAGUUGGUCGUUGGAGAUACUAAAGCCGGUGAAGAGGCCUUUACAUAUGCCAAGUUGAUGCUGCGAGGGCUCAUGGACCAGUUGAGGUGGACAAGAUGGAAGGAGUGUCUUGGUUGUGGUUACCAUGAGGUUUGUUUCGUCCCUAUGUGGCCAUUUGGCGACAAGGACUCGUAUGAGCGGCCAAAUUGUAGGAACGCUACCUCCAUCCAAAAUGGAUGGCGGGACAACGGGUAUUGGGAGUGGCCCAGAAGACGGAGGCCAGGGCAUGGACAGCUCGGGGAAGAUGUCGAGGAUAAGCCAGGUGAUCUAUGAGACUGACAUCUGUCCAUUUGUUCACGUAUGAGAUACCUCAACUUGUUGUUAUUGCAUUGCAGAGACAGGUGAGGUAUACAAAACUUUGAAGACCGUGGUUAGGUUUGGAAUGGGUAAAAAUGUUGAUACAUCUGCGAAAAAAGCAGAACCACAC